Molecule: messenger RNA, 825 nt
Organism: Mesorhabditis spiculigera
Lineage: Eukaryota; Metazoa; Nematoda; Chromadorea; Rhabditida; Rhabditidae
Source: the annotation of a GenBank genome assembly
AUGGCCGAUGGGAUAUUUGGGAAGAAAGCCAUAUCCCAGGGCCGUGUCAGAUUGAAGGCUGCCUGGCUGUCGUUCCUGGGUCAAUUUGGGCUCGGAAAGACAUACGUUGGCAUAUCCUACAAAGUGGAUGGCAAACGAAAGUAUUGGUAUACACCGAGUGUCCCGGUUGAGCACCAGGUUCUGCUGAAAAAAGCGCGCACUUCUACCGGCGGCUACGAGAUCUCAUUCAAUACCCAUAAAGGCCCCUUUCACUACACAUCGACGGAAGAGAAUAUGAUUGCAACCUACCUGGUGGUCCGCGACCCGGCCAUUGUUGGGGUGAAGCACCAUCGCGCCGGGAAACAGCCGAUUUCUAUGAUGUUGACCCGCGGCAAGGACACGCCACGCCCGCCUGUAGAACAUGUUCUGAAGAGAAUCCGCGACUGGGAAAGCGUCAAGGCACAGCCAUUUAAAGCCCCUUUAAGACGCGAAUUCAGUGUUGGCCCCGGCAACAACUACUGGACCAUCGAUCAAACGUGGCGAAGGAAGCGCAUCAAUCAAAACCAGGUUAAGCUGAAAGCUGACUGGCUCUCGUUCAAAGGCAAAUUCGGGGUUGGCGAAACCAAAGUUGGUAUUGCAUGGAAUGUUCCGGGCGGUGCUCAGGGGCGCGAAAGACGUUGCUGGUUCUCGGAAAACACGCCGCUUGCCGUGCAAAUCAAGUUCCAAAGCGACCUGGACAAGAUGGAGCAAGAGGAAAAAGAUCCGAAUCGCCGCCGUUUGCGAUAUGAGACCGAUCGCGAGCAAGCAGAUGAUGAGCAUCUUCAAAUUUUUACGCUCGAUCAGCAA